AUGUCUUGGGUUCAUGCUUCACACUCUACAACGAUUCAUGAUUACCGUCGUCGAAUUGGAGGUGGCGCACCUCCAUCGGAAAACUCACACAUUCGAUUACGAUAUUAUCAGAAAAAGAUUCCAAAUUUUAGUGUUGCGCCUUUUGACCGACCUCCUCGCCUACCAAUAAAUAAACCCACUACCAAGCCAAAGAUCUGUAUCAUUGGUGCAGGAAUGUCAGGAUUAUUUUCUGCGUUACUCUUACAGAAAGCUGGUAUUCAACAAAUCACAAUUCUCGAAUGUCAGGAUCGUGUGGGUGGACGUGUGCAUACUCAGUAUUUUAGUGAAAAUAAGGAAGAAAAAUUAUAUGGUGAACUUGGAGCCAUGAGAUUACCAGUCGCUAGCGAGCAUCAAAUGGUGUUUGAUACCAUUGAUUAUUUGAAUGAACGCAUUCCUGAAGAUAACCGGAUCAAUCUUAUUGAUUUUAUCUUUUCAAAUGAAAAUGGCUUGUAUUUUUAUAAUGACGUCCGCGGGGAUGACGGUAAAAUUGAGAACAUGGCAUGGGCAAACGAUACUCAAAAUUUCAACAAGCUUGGGUUUCCAUCAACAGUUCACCCUGAUUACAAAUAUCUACUCUACGAUGCGAUGAGCGGUUUUUUUCGCGCUCUAGAUUUAGACUUUGAAUCGGGACUUGAAUCUCUCAUGAAAUUUGACCAACAUAGUGUUUACUCAUUUCUCAAAGAAGUUUACUUUCCUAACCUCAUUCCAAGCUUGUGUCAAAAGUUCGAUGUUGAUGAUACUAUUGCUGCGAUGGAAAUGACAGAAUCUGCAACAGGGUUGUUCAGACUCUCGUUUGUUGAAGCUGUGAUGGAUGCUUAUACAUUUUCGAAUGACUCACAAAAAUGGAAAACGAUUGAUUACGGAAUGCAACGAUUUCCUAACUCAUUCCCGCUUGCUUUCGAGCAUGAAAAGCAUCAUGGGAAUGUAGAAAUCAAGUAUAAAUGUAAAGUUUAUAAACUUGAAAGCGUGGAUGUAGAUGGGGUGUCAAAAGUACGUGUCCAUUGGGAAGAAAAUGGGAAUAAUACUAACCAUACUUUUGAUAGAGUUAUAAUCACUUGUCCAUUGGGUGUCGUUCGUCAUUGGGAUUUGCCUGGUUUGAAAAAUCUAGAAGAAUCACCAGAAAGGGACAGUUUUUAUAACAAAAAACGCGCGAUUCGAGAAUUGAAUUAUGAUAAUUCUGCAAAAAUCUUUCUGAAAUUUAGAUCUCGCUUUUGGGAGAAAUCUAAUAUUCGUGGAGGUAGUUCGACAACUGACCUCCCAAUUCGGACGGUCAUCUAUCCAUCUUAUUAUGACGGUAAAGACAUAGAAAAUCCCGCGAUCCUCCUCGGUUCUUAUACUUGGGCAAACGAUGCAGCAAAGUUUGCUCCACAUCUCCAAGAUAAUGUCAGACUUUGUCUUAAAGACCUUAAAAUUCUCCAUGGAGAUCAGAUCGAGGAUUUGUGGGACAAAGACCCGAAAUAUAAUAGAUCCAUUUAUUGGCCAAAUGAACCAACCACUGUUGGGGCUUUUGCGCUUUUUGGUCCGUCACAAUAUAGCGAUCUGAUGUAUCCGAUGAUAAAAUCAAUGUAUAAUAUACAUUGGGCCGGUGAACACACUGAUAUACAUCAUGCUUGGAUUGUUGGAGCUUUGAAUUCAGCUGUUAGAGUCGUUCAAGAAAUUUUGGUUCAUUCUGAUAUGGAAGAAGAAUGGGAAAAUCUGCUUAAGGAAAAUCCGUUGAAAAACUGGCAUGGACAUAUAGAGAACGAAAACGAAUCACCUUAA
This is a messenger RNA of Ambispora leptoticha, 1800 nucleotides long. The record is from the annotation of a GenBank genome assembly. NCBI's taxonomy places the organism in Eukaryota, Fungi, Glomeromycota, Glomeromycetes, Archaeosporales, Ambisporaceae.